Messenger RNA from Ahaetulla prasina, 2356 nucleotides. RefSeq names its product skin secretory protein xP2-like. NCBI's taxonomy places the organism in Eukaryota, Metazoa, Chordata, Lepidosauria, Squamata, Colubridae. The record is from RefSeq and is a predicted model, not a curated record. The transcript is spliced from 2 exons. The coding region runs from base 8 to 760 and encodes 250 amino acids.
UGGCUCCAUGCCCAGACAGGCUGAGGAGGAGGAAGUACCUCCAGCCCCCAGCCCUGGCUCCAUGCCCAGACAGGCUGAGGAGGAGGAAGUACCUCCAGCCCCCAGCUCUGGCUCCAUGCCCAGACAGGCUGAGGAGGAGGAAGUACCUCCAGCCCCCAGCCCUGGCUCCAUGCCCAGACAGGCUGAGGAGGAGGAAGUACCUCCAGCCCCCAGCUCUGGCUCCAUGCCCAGACAGGCUGAGGAGGAGGAAGUACCUCCAGCCCCCAGCUCUGGCUCCAUGCCCAGACAGGCUGAGGAGGAGGAAGUACCUCCAGCCCCCAGCCCUGGCUCCAUGCCCAGACAGGCUGAGGAGGAGGAAGUACCUCCAGCCCCCAGCUCUGGCUCCAUGCCCAGACAGGCUGAGGAGGAGGAAGUACCUCCAGCCCCCAGCUCUGGCUCCAUGCCCAGACAGGCUGAGGAGGAGGAAGUACCUCCAGCCCCCAGCUCUGGCUCCAUGCCCAGACAGGCUGAAGAAGAAGAAAUACCUCCAGCCCCCAGCCCUGGCUCCAUGCCCAGACAGGCUGAGAAGGAGGAAGUACCUCCAGCCCCCAGCUCUGGCUCCAUGCCCAGGCAAACGGAGCAACUAGACCCCUCCCCCUCCUCCACAGCAUGUGAGCCUGAGGGAGGUCAAUUGCCAACAGCUACAGACUGGAGUGACCCUCGCGUCAGAAGACUUGAUAGGCGGAGGCAACAGAAGGAAGGGAGGGGCAGGCCUGGAUAAAUGCUGAGUCAUGGAGCCACACCCCAUGGCCUAUAUAAAGGACCUGCUUUCUGGCAUUUUCUGAGUCAGGCAAAGUCUAAACAUAUCUUGCUGAAGUCACUUUCUGGUCUCCUGCCUGCCUUCAGGACUUUGCUAGGACUUUGGCAGAGCUGCAGAGGCACGCCUGAUUCGGAUUUCCCUGACCCGGCCGUCAGCGGAGGAGUGGGACACGACAGAAGUAGAAAGGGGUACUGGCCAUCUUAAGUCAGCUUUUACAAGUAGGGGUGGGGCUUCAAAAAUUUUUUAGCAAGGGGUUUCUCUGCCCGGUUGCUGGGUGGGCGUGGCCAUGGUGGGCAUGGCCUAGUCAGCCUCCUGCAUCACGGUGUGAUGGUGUUUUUGCCCUCCCUGGGCUCCAGGGGCUUUUCUCAAGCCUUCGAGAGGGCGAAAGCGGCUUCCCCAGGCUCCGGAGGCCCUCUGGAGGCUGGAAAUGGGCCCGUGUCUGGCCUUCCCAAACUUCCGAUAGGCCUGUUUUUUGCCCUCUCCGAGCCUCCGCGCGCACCCUGCACUUACCUGCAUCCAAAACAGGCCCUGUGGGGACUGCUGGGGGUGUGUGUGCGCAGUGGUGGGUUGCCCCCGGUUCGGACUUGUUCUAUAGAACCGAUAGUAAAGCCCGCAGGAGGCUGUGCCCACUGACCUGAACAUCAUCAAAAGUGAUUUGUGCACGCGCAGAAGAGCGCGUGAGUCGAGCGCACGCGGGCAGGCACGAUGUGAACCGGUAAUAAAGGUAAAUAGAACUCACCCCUGGAGGGGUGGGGUGGGCGGGGCCAGCCAGGAGUGGGAUUUGGGGGUUCUCUGAACUGCACAGAAUCUUAGCUAGAGGUUCUCCUGAACCCCUGCGAACCGCCCAGAAGCCCAUCCCUGUUUACAAGGUAGACCAGGCUAAGAAACCAAUACCAUAGAGAGGACAGGACUACUUUCAUUGUAUCAUCUACACAGGGGUGGGGAACUAUGUAGCUCCUUUAGGACCUGUAGACUUCAACUCCCAGAAUUCUUGCGGCUGAGGAAUUCUGGGAGUUGGAAUCCACAUGUCAUAAAGGGGCCAUAGUUCCCCAGCCCUGAUCUAUAGUAACCCAGUCUUGUGCAAGUCUGAAUAUGCUUUUCUUUCACACAUUCGCCAGUUGAAUUAGGCAGGGGCCUGCCUGAGAUGUUAAAUUUAUUUCUUGGAAUGGACUCAAGCCCCUGGACAGUGCCUUGGUAGUGGCUCUUCGUCCUGUUUCAAGGCCAUUCCCGUUUCUCUAUAAGCUUUCUGCUGUUCCAAUCUCUUGACAUUUGAAAACAAAAACUUCCAGCCCCAAAAAAUAAAAUAAAAAAUAUUGAGCUCAGAUGAACACCCAACAGUUGCCAUCAGCCCUAAAUGAAGCAGGGGAUUCUAUACAGGCAGUCCUCGACUUACGACCUCAAUCCAGCCCCAAAUUUCUGCUGCUAAGCGAGAAGGUGGGUCAGUGAGUUUUGCCUCAUUGAACAACCUUUCUUGCCACGGUCGUUCAGCGAAUCUCUGCUGUCGUUAAGUGAAUCCGGCUUCCCCACUGCCUUUUGCUCGUCGCAAAAGAUGAUCAC